Messenger RNA from Stylophora pistillata, 3528 nucleotides. RefSeq names its product mitofusin-2-like. NCBI's taxonomy places the organism in Eukaryota, Metazoa, Cnidaria, Anthozoa, Scleractinia, Pocilloporidae. The record is from RefSeq and is a predicted model, not a curated record.
GCCUUCAAGGUGAUUUCAGACGCACAAUCAAUGGAGAAGAGAAAGUCGUUUACCCUUCUUAAAUAUUACGAGGAGGUUCAGAAGGAAAUAGAGAGUCUUGAUGCUAACUUCCUAGAUUUGCUGAAAACAAGUGAGGGUGACGUCCUUUCAAAAAUGAGGAAAAGAAUGAAAAGAAUGGAAAACAGAGAUUACGUUGUUCUUGUGGCAGGCGAGACAAGUGCUGGUAAAAGCAGUAUGUUGAACCUAAUUCUUGGUGAAGAGCUUCUGCCGUUUUCAGUUUUAAGUACGACAUCUACAAUUUGUGAACUGAAACAUGGAAGAGAGCGAACAAUAAAGAUACACUACAAGGAUGAGCGGAAAGCUCCAAAGGAAAAGAUCCUGGAAGAAUCUUCUCCUUACAAGGAUCAGAUAUCCGAAUUUGUUCAUGUCAAAUCUGCAGAUUUGAGAGAAAAGGCAUCAGACUACAAAAAGGUGGAGCUGUUUUGGCCUCACGCCUUAUUACAGGAUGGAGUUGUGAUCGUUGACAGCCCUGGCGUGGGAGAAUCAGAUAUCAUGGACAAAAUUGUGAUGAACUACUUACCAAACGCUUUUGCUUUCAUUUAUGUCAUCAACAGCAACAAUGCCGGUGGAGUUCAAAAAGAUCGCCUUGUGAAUCUUCUGCACAAAACGAGGUAUCUCACGAUUGAUCAGCAAAUGGAAUUCUCACCAGACUGCACCUUGUUCGUUUGCAACAAAUGGGACACCAUACCAACUGAGGAGAGAACUGAGGUCAUAGCGCACAUAAUUAACAAGUUGAGUCAGUGCUUACCAGGUUUCGACAAAAAUACUCAAAUCAUCCGCCUUUCAACAACUAAAGCUCUUGCCGCCCAGAAGUUUGGAGUCAUGAAUUCAGAAUUUGCAUCCCUUACAGAGAAGAUUGGCCGUCUGGUAACGAAAAGCAUCGAAACAAGACUUGAACAACACUGGAGUUGGCUGUAUCAUCUGCUUUCUCGUGUCAUUUGGCUGAUGAAUUUAUUCAUAACAAAUGUCACCACUGACCAUGUGGCUGCAAGACAGAGAUGUGAUGUUGUUAUAGAGAGGCUAAAGAAACUUCAAGUGGAGCAGGAGUCAUCAAAGAAAGAUUUCGCGGAACUUCUUAAAGAUGAGACCCACGAAGCCAUCAAAGCCUUAAUCAAGCACCUAAAUAGUCCCAAAGUAAAGGAGUGUUUUGGCAAGUGGAACUCGGAUGAGCUCCCGGCUGUCGAAAAGUCAUGGGAAGUUGCUGAGGCUGCCAUCGAAAAGCUUUUUCAAAGAAGAUUACAAAUGUUUAUUGAAGAAUGGGAAGAACAGUACCAACAUUUUGCCGGGGCACGGAAAUUUGUGGUCGACUGUUUCCUCGGCAAGUACAAUUACCUCGAAAGAGAGCUUCGGAACAUAGAAGUCAGCGUUUCGCAAAUAGGAGUACACGUAGAUGGUGACAAGACAUGGGAACCUGUGAAAGAACAGGUAUUUAACGGUAUAUACAACUUUUCUCUUCCGUUUGAAGGUAAAGUUCCCCACGAAAUCUUGGUCCCUGUCAUGAUUCCAGGUGCGCUUGUAUUAGCUGCGUUGGCUGUUCCAGUAACUUUGCUUUAUCUUCCAUAAGCGGGAGUAAAAUCCAUUGUCUACAAUAUGAAUGAAUGGAAAAGGAAGGAUGCCUACCAUAAAGAUCGAUCUGAAUUCGUGCGAAAAAUCUCUCAAGAGUUUUUGGCGAAAGCUGCAAACUAUGAGACGCUUGAGCCGCUGGUUGAGAGGCAGUUAGGGCACCCCAUGUCCACCCUAAAUGAGCUACAAGCAAAAGUCCCCAUGCUUGUUGAGGCCGACAUAAAACUUUGUGAGCAACUUUUCAUUGAGGCAGAAAGCAAGAAAGAAACUGUAGCUCUUUAUCAGCCCCGUAGAGACAAAUGCGACAGUCUGCGCGGUGAACUCGGGUUGUUUGGCUCUUUGUAGAUCCGGAGCAUGUGGAUCGCCUGGGAUGACCUUUCGUGGGAUGUCAGUGAAGAGGUGGACUUCAAGUAUUCCAUGAAACCUGGCCUUUACCAAGGGCGCAUUUCCAGCGGAAGAUAUUCAUCAAAUUGUUUACUAACCUUUAAUGUGUACAAGGAACUACUGGACAAUAGCAGUAUUACUGAGUGUUUGACAGAUGAAUCAAUCCUGAGACAGCUUCAGCAUCCUCAUAUUGUUGCAUUUUACGGCGCAGUAUUCAGGAAAGUCCCAAGAGGUCAUGAGGCUGCAUUUGUGAUGGAGUGUCCGGGACCGGAUUUAAAGAGCUAUCUGAUCACCCAGCCUGAAAAACCUAUGGCCAUGAUGAGUGUGAAUCAAUGGGCAGAGCAAAUCAUUGACGCACUGAUGUUGAUCCACAGUAUGUUUGAUGGAUGUGUUCACGGUGACCUUCGCCUAGAAAAUGUUUUGCUUGACAGUUCCAAUCUCCACAAUAUUAAGCUGAGCAACAUCUCCCUCAGGAGGCAGCUGACCAUCGAGCUUGGAUCAAACUGUGAUACAUCUCUCCAUCUUCCGCCAGAAGCUAUCCGAAAUAGAAUCUACAAUGUCUCAUCAGAGAUCUAUUGCCUCGGGAUCAUGUUAUGGGAAAUGUGGCACGGAAAAGAAGCCUUUGAAGAACAAAAGGGUCAGGAGCUGAGUGUUUUCCUCUCGCGCGUAGAAGAAGGUCACCGCCCACCUCUCACAGAUCUCAAAACGCAGACAUCAGUAGGCUGGACUGAGCUUGUUUCUAGAUGUUGGGCAAACACUAUUGAAAGGAGUAGCCUUGCGGAUUGUAAGUCAAAAAUCGCGGAAAUUUUGGCUAACCAAAAGUCGAGCUCAAUGUUUUCUCCUCAUUUAGUGAGAAAUCACAUAAGAAAUUACAUGCUGCACUGUAACGCUCAAUCCUAACCUUCUUUGCGUAUCUAUCACAACAAAGCUUGUCCAUACGAUAUUUAAAAGUUCGAAGUUUUCAGUCGGAAAUAUAAUGGCCGUGUUGAAGAUGUAGAGUAUAUGUCAAUUAAACAUUUCUGCUGGGGUUAGGUUUUGAUUUUGAAGUAAUAUGAUAUUUGUCAGUUCGGGCCAUGACCAUCUCUGGAUAUCGGUGUCGAGCUUUGUAAUUGGGUGCGAUUAAAACCAAAAUAAAGAGAGGCUAAUUAUUUUCCUAUGGUGGGGUGGACAUUUUUUUAAUAACCAAUAAACAUUAAUUAUACGGCUAUAAUAAUUUUUUUUUUAUUUCUAAGGAUUUGAGUCUAAGAGAAAAGAUGCAUUUUUAGUUUUCUUCAUAGUUCAAUGAGACAUCGGGGGAAAUGUCAUUUCUUGCGAGUUAUAAAGAAAAAAAGGACUCUAAAGUACCUUUAUGUGACAUGUGUUUCAAGGGUGCAGCAUCUAGGACUUUGACGCCCACUUGCUAUCGCCGUCAGAGUUCUUGUGCUUGGUAAGCACGCCCAAGAAAUGGGCACAACAGCUGAGUAGUUAUCACUUGUUGUAUAAAUAUGACAAAUUCUAAAUAAACGUACUUAGAAAGCCUUA